Molecule: messenger RNA, 4881 nt
Organism: Phoenix dactylifera (date palm)
Lineage: Eukaryota; Viridiplantae; Streptophyta; Magnoliopsida; Arecales; Arecaceae
Product: SPX domain-containing membrane protein OsI_17046-like
Biological process (GO): transmembrane transport
Cellular component (GO): membrane
Molecular function (GO): transmembrane transporter activity
Source: RefSeq, a predicted model, not a curated record
GUUUGAUUUCUUGAAAUGGGUGAAAGAAUGAAUCAAGAAGAAGUGGUUUGUUAGAGAAAACAGAGGAUGUUAAACGGAUGUUUCUUGCUUUCUUGAUGCAUAAGAGAGUAGUUUACAGCAAGAAGCAAUUCUGCGGAGAAAAGAGAGUUUCUGGUGAUGCUAGCGAGGUCAUGGAUCUUAAGGUUAUAUCCCUUACGAGGGCCGCACUACUGAGAAGCUUGAUUUAUUGGAAUGGGUGAAAGAAUGAAUCAAGAAGAAGUGGUUUGGUAGAGAAAACAGGAUGUUAAACGGAUGUUUCUUGCUUUCUUGAUGCAUAGGAGAGUAGUUUAAAGAAAGAAGCAAUUCUGCGGAGAAAAUAGAGCUUUUGGUGCUGCUAGCGAGGUUAUGGAUCUUAAGGUUAUAUCGCUUACGAGGGCCGUAGUUUGCUGUCUUCUAGUUUUCUCUUUAGCUGUGGUGCCGGGUCUGGAAAAUUUAAAGCUUUUCAUCUUUGGAGCUCAAGAAAGAAAAUAAAAGGGAAUUACUUCUAAAAGUCUUGAAUUUCUUGGGCGAGGAUAGUAGCAUAACUACUCUGGCUUCAAGUAAUGAAAGCAUUUUCUUUAGGUAGUGUCAAAAUCAUGGUUUUAUUCUGAAUAAAAAAGUUCAUUUUUCAAUUCGUAGUGGGUAAGAUGCUACCCAUGACUAUAUUUUAAUCAAGUAUAUGAUGAUAGCAGAGCUUAGAGCAUUUGCUACUAUCCAAGAAAGGUUUGCAAAAGAUCAUUUUAUUUUUCCCAGGAUUGGUUCUCUUGUGAUGUCCCUACCUUGAUAGUGACCCUGCCAAUCCGAGCUUCAUUCAAGUGAAGCCCCUUUUUCUUGAUUCUGUAUUGAUCCAUAACCAUCCUUUCUAUCCUUUGUAGAUAUCCCACAUGAAAUUUGUGAUGAGGGGAUUUACCUCUCCCUCCUCUACCGCAAGUCGAGAUUUUAUAAUAAGGUGGUCUUGGGUACAAGCUCGACUUUGAAGUUCAAUAUGCUAUAGUGUUAUUCUCCAUAGUCACAUGUGGUUCUCUUUAUUCUCCCUGUUCACAGCAUCUCUAUCUCAUUCCUCAGAUUGCUUUAGCUGCCUUUUUUUCUCUUUAUAUACUCUCUUCCUAUAGUCUGGGAUUAAGGCUUAGUUGAGUUGAGUCGAGUUGCACACUCUCUUUUCUAUAGAUCUCCUUUGCAUCAGUUUGCCUUUUGCUUCUCCCUUAGAUGUCCAUUAUGCUAUUCACAGGGUCAUCACAUCAUUUACCUAGGUUCCUUAAUUUGAUUGAAGACUGCCUUAUGAUUGAUUUUGAAGACACUUUGCUCCCUUAUGAUUUAUAUCAAAGUUAUAAAUCAUAAUUUAUAUCAAAGUGUUUCAUGAUUUAUAUUGAAGUGCAAAAAAAUCAUAAUGAAGUCAUCGCCUUGCCAGUUAGCUUCAGGAGCUUUUGAUUUGGUUCUGUGCAGAAGUCGUGAGUGGCUUCAGACACCUUUACUGUUUUCGGUUCUGCACCUUAGAAAAAAGUGCCUAUCUAGCUGAUCAGUAAAAAAAGAUCAAACCUACAAUGUGAAAGAUCUUUACUGCAAGUUAAUCAAAAUUAAAUGCCAAGUGCAGGCAAAUGGCAAAUAAAAUUCAAUAAUAGAAAUGGUACUUGGAUUGUAUUUAGUUGGCUAUUAUACAGUUGAAACAGAUCUGAAUUUCGUUUCACCAUUUUAGGUGAUCAUCAAGGAAGAAAUGAGUUGGAUUAGUUGCAUGUUAUAGUCAUUGCCUCCAUUCUAGAAUCUCUUAGCCCCUUCAACCAGUGGUAUUAUUUAAAUUCCAUCUACUUUUCUAGGCUAGCUGGGUUUGUCAUGGACCUCUUCUAUUUUAAUGAGACCAUAUUGUACUAGGGCAGGCAGACAAUCCUCUUAGUCAAUUUAAAGUAAUCGAAAGGCACUGGAAUCAAGAAGAGCUGUUUGUUGAUACCUGUACAACAAUAUCAUUCUUGUAGAGACUUUAUCAGUAUAUGAUAAAUCAGUUCUCUUCUUGUCAUGGCUCUCCAUCAAAUCUGAAGUAGUACAUUUUGGGUAAGGAACCUCCUGCUGUUGAGAUGCAGAUAACCUGAAGGAAGUCUGCUGCUCCAUUUACUUCACAAGAAAGAGAGAUAUUUUUGCUCAAAAAGACAGAUUCACAUACUAGACGCCAGGAUGGUUAACUUCGGAAAGAGAUUAAUGGCAGAUCAAGUUCAGGAAUGGAAGGGAUACUACAUUAACUACAAGUUAAUGAAGAAGAAAGUAAAGCAGUAUGUUCAGCAGACUCAGGCAGGUGGAAAAGAUCGUCGCCAGGUUCUUAAGGAGUUCUCAAGGAUGUUAGAUGACCAGAUUGAAAAGACUGUCCUCUUUCUGUUGGAACAACAAGGUCUUCUUGCAAGCAGAAUUCAGAAAUUGGGAGAGCAGCGUACAAUUCUCUUAGAGCAGCCAGAUAUAUCCCAAAUAUAUCAACUACGUGAAGUGUAUAGGACAGUAGGGCAAGAUCUACUGAAGCUUCUUAGGUUUGUUGAGAUGAAUGCUACUGGUAUUCGCAAGAUACUGAAAAAAUUUGAUAAGCGCUUUGGUUAUAGAUUCACUGAUUACUAUGUUACUACUCGAGCAAAUCAUCCUUAUUCUCAGCUGCAACAGGUCUUCAAGCAUGUGGGAAUAGUGGCUGUUGUAGGUGCCUUAUCUCGCAACCUUGCAGAUUUCCAGGAUCGUCAAGGAAGCUAUUUAUCCAUUUAUGAUCAGCCAUCUGUACCUCUCAAGGACCCUGUUAUAGACCAAAUAAAUGCAUCAGUAGACAGGCUAACACAUUCAACAAAUUUCCUUCAAUUCUUAGGCCAGCAUGCACUUAUUGUUCAAGAAGAUAUACCAAGUGCAGCAGAGGAUCAUGUUGAUGACCAAAGAUACCAUUUUAUAUCUCUUCUCCUGAACUUGGCAAACACUUUCCUUUAUAUGGUCAACACAUACAUUAUUGUCCCAACUGCAGAUGACUACGCGUUGAGCCUUGGUGCUGCAGCAACAGUAUGUGGUGUAAUUAUUGGGUCAAUGGCUAUUGCACAAGUAUUCUCUUCAAUCUAUUUUAGUGCAUGGUCAAACAAGUCAUACUUCAGACCGCUUGUAUUUAGCAGCAUCAUGCUCUUUAUGGGAAAUAUGUUGUAUGCUUUGGCUUAUGAUCUUAACUCAAUAGCUAUUCUUCUGAUUGGUCGCCUUUUAUGUGGGUUGGGUUCUGCUAGGGCUGUAAAUCGUCGUUACAUUAGUGAUUGUGUGCCUCUUAAAAUUCGCAUGCAAGCCUCUGCAGGUUUUGUUAGUGCUAGUGCUCUUGGAAUGGCUUGUGGUCCUGCCCUCGCUGGCUUGCUCCAAAUAAAGUUCAAGCUUUACUCUCUGACAUUUAAUCAAAGCACCUUACCAGGAUGGGUUAUGGCUCUGGCUUGGCUUGUGUAUUUAUUUUGGUUGUGCAUUUCAUUUAGAGAGCCAGACCAUGACAGCAAAGAAGGCCUUCCUCCACAGGAUGUUGAUGCUGGACACUUGGAAAAUGAGAGACUAGAGAAUGGUCUUGUGCAACCUCUUCUCAUAAAUUCAAAUGAGAAGCAAGAUGAAGAUGGAGAGGAAGAUUUUGAGGACAGUGAAGAAGCCUCUGAAGAGUCCCACGGGCCUGCAACUUCUAUUGCUUCAGCCUAUAGACUGCUUACACCAUCUGUGAAGGUCCAGUUGUUGAUCUAUUUCAUGCUCAAAUAUGCAAUGGAGAUUUUACUUUCCGAGUCAAGUGUCAUUACCACAUUAUACUUUAGUUGGUCUACCAGCACAGUGGCCAUUUUUCUAGCAAUCCUUGGACUGACAGUUCUUCCAGUAAAUGCCAUUGUUGGAAGCUACCUUACCAACAUGUUCGAGGACAGGCAAAUCCUGUUGGCAUCUGAAAUUCUGGUGUUGGUAGGUAUAAUUCUAAGCUUCCGUGUCACAAGACUGUACUCUGUGCCGCAAUAUGUCUGCUCAGCACUCAUCACCUUCGUAUCUUCUGAAGUGCUUGAAGGGGUCAAUCUAUCCCUUCUUUCUCGAGUUAUGUCAUCCCGGCUUGCCCGUGGUACCUACAAUGGUGGCUUGCUGUCAACCGAAGCUGGGACCUUGGCUCGGGUGGUUGCUGAUGGCACUAUCACAUUGGCUGGCUACUUGGGUGAAGACCAGCUCCUAAAUGUCACCCUGCUACCUUCUCUCUUGAUCUGUCUAGCUUCCAUUGCCGCUACCUUCCUUACAUACAACACUCUAUACUGAUAAUGCAUGCUAUAUCCAAUUCUCACAUUACGUGCAUCAAUCUUGCUCCCCUCUGUUGUAUGUGGGUUGUGCAGUAAUAAGCAAGGCUCAUUAAUUGAUCCACGUCCGGUUAAGGCUUUAUGUAAUUCAUCAGCUGCCAUGUUCUCUAAGAAAAGCAUGGCUCUUGUUUUCUCAUGGUAUUUCUGAGACUAUCCAGGUUAUUCUUGUCCAUGGUCUUGUUUGAUGCCCAGUACCUGUGUGCCCCCAAGAGCCUUCAGCAUGUAACCAAGAGCUAUUCGUGUCGUGGGAUAUCUCCAUGGGAGCGGAGGCUGGAAAGUUACCAGGGUAGCAGAGCGGUUGCAUUUCUGUUCCGUGGGAAUUGAUUAUCUGAGUGCAUUCUCAGAUGUUCCUUGCCACAUCGGUUAUUCACUCAUCACAUGUUAUUUUUUAUGUUUAAAACUACAUAACUUAUUUAUUAACUAUGCUUUGUCCUAGCUUUUUGCUCUGUCAAUUCUGAAGCAUGUUGUCUUAUUCGGUCAAGAAAAGGUGAUCGGAUGUAAGAAGGACACGUUCUUUGUAAUUUUCACAGGUAAUUGAUUUCAUUCGAUUUUUUUGUCUUGGACACAA